AUCGUGCUGUUGAGACCGCUGUCAACAUGACCAGCGAAAAUGAUACUCUUAUUGUAGUCACCGCUGAUCAUGGACACGUACUGGCAUUUGGUGGAUACAGUGAAAGAGGAAAUCCCAUUUUGGGCAAAACAUUUUUUCAUGCAGCUGAUGACAAACCCUACACAACUCUGACGUAUGGUAAUGGUCCAGGAUAUCAAGGUGUUUACAAUAAUACUGGAGCUGACCCUGAGGAUAUAACGACUCGAGAAGAUCUGGAGAAUGUCGAUACGAGUGAUCCCAACUAUCGCCAACAGAGUUCAGUACCAAGAAGCUCCGAGACUCACAGCGGAGAGGACGUGAUUGUCAUGGCAAAUGGUCCCAUGGCGCAUUUAUUCUAUGGAGUACAGGAACAAAGUUAUGUCGCACACGCAAUGGCUUAUGCAUCCUGUGUUGGAGAAAACAAGAUGCAUUGUAACCGUCCAUAGAAUGACUCUGCCUCACUACAUUUCAACGUAUUCAAUUUUCACGUUCAUUGACAAAUAAAUGAUUGGGUGAAACAUAUGUCUUAAUCUA
Owenia fusiformis is the source of this 552-nucleotide messenger RNA. NCBI's taxonomy places the organism in Eukaryota, Metazoa, Annelida, Polychaeta, Sabellida, Oweniidae. The record is from the annotation of a GenBank genome assembly.